GAAGUUUUUGUUUCCUCGUCUUUCUGCUCUAUAAAGGUUCGAGUGUCACCUCAUUGGUCUCCUAUCAAGUACGUGUUUUUUGUCGUUAAUAAAUGACAUUGCCAUCGUGGACAGCAGAGCUCGAACCAAGGACAGCGUUUUAACACGGCCUUCAAUCUGCUUCAUCGUCGGCCUGUGCAGCCAUGGAACACCAGGCUGUGGAUGAUGACAUCUGCAUCCUCAAACAUGAGACAGCCUACACUGCUGUGGGAGAGAGCCCUGUAUCGGUGUGUGCUGGCGAUGAAUCUGUAGCUUCUCAUUUUGCCCUCGUCACAGCCUAUGAGGACAUCAAAAAGCGACUGAGAGAGACUGAGCGAGAUAAUACUUUCCUUAGGAAACGAGUUAAGCAGCUGGAGGAUAAGCUCUUCCGGCCUGAGGCUUCACAGGGUCCUCAAUAUGUCAACAAGGCCUUCACCGCAUAUCGAGGAAUUUAUAUUGAAAAAGAGGACCUGCAGAUGGAACUUAACAAACUGAAAAAGGAGAAGAGUGAGAGUGAGAGGCUGUUGACAGAGCAGCUUCAAAGUAAAGAGCUGGAGUUGCUUCAGCUUAGGACAGAGAUGGAGACCAGCCAAGUGAUGAAGAGCUUGAACAGUCCUCAGGACUACUGGCAGAUGGACUGUGUCAGUGCCGAGCGAAAAAUCCUUCAACUUCAGGAGGAGCUGGAAAGGUUGACAUUGGAAAACAGCAAACAACUGGAAAUGAGUGGGGCAGAACUAUGUGGCCUGAAUGGACCAAACGUGGAGCAGGUGUGUGAUGACAAGUUCAAUACCAGGGAGAGGAGCAUGCAGCAGGCAUAUGAGACUUUGCAUUCUGAGAUCACUCGUCUCCAUUCAGAGGUGAGACACCAAAGAGGCCUGAUUCAGAAGCUGAGACCAUUGAUCAGUGAGGCAAGACGAGCAGUUCCAAUUCAGUUUCUGCAAGAGACUGAGACAAACCACCAUGCCGUUCUUCGGACGCCAGCACCUCAACCGCCCAGUGCCCCACCCCUGCCCUCUUGUUCUGGCCGCCCCUGCCCCCCCGUGGUUGGCCCGACUAGCACCUUGCUGCCGGACAUUUUGAGAGAGGACCGCUGGUAUAAUGGCCCAUGGCCAACACAGCAGUGCUCUGGAGAGGCUUUGGUCGGGAAUGAGACCGCUUCUGUUGUUUUGCCCCCACCGCCCCUUAACCAGGCCUCCAUCGAUGACAGCUCAAGGUCCUUCCCCAGUCCCCCCAAACCUAGUGAAACCCUUUUCUGGGAGGGACACUCAUCUGCGUCAAAUUCAUCAUCCUUGAAUGGAAACUGCAGUCCGAGGAGCACUCCCAAUACAGAGUAUAGCAAACCCUUUUGAGGAGAACUUCAGCACAAAGAAUAUGACUUUGCAAGCCUGCCACAUUGCUAACGCCUUAUCUGCCUUAAAUUAAUAAGAACAUUACUCCCCUGUGGGCUGGACAAAAUUGGACCUGCAAGUUACGGGAACCAGAUGAAGGCCAGAAGAGGGUUUUUGAGGUUAAGACUCAACAUUGCUUGCAUGCAGCACUGAUGACUAGGAAUAGGUCUCAUUCCAAAUUUGAGGAUAGUCCCACUCUUUACAAAGCUCCUUAUCAAUCUGGUAUUCCAAUUUGUACUUUCUUUGUUUGGAAAAACGCAAACAAGAACAGAAUUAAUAGUUUUAUUUUGUUUUUUUUUUAAUGAACGUGUCAUGCAACUACAACAUUAAUUUAAAAUAAAAACAAUGAUUUGUACGGAAAGAAAUGUUUUGAACAAAUCAUAAUGUGAAGCUUUUAUUCAUUUUUAUUAACAGUCAUUCAGUGCAAAGUUAAAUUGGUGUCGAGGGACAAGGCUUAUUGUCACUUUUUAUUUAAAGAGCAAUGUUGCUCAUCAAUGGCUUCAAUUGUGGAUGAAUUUACAAAUGUUGAGGAUCUUUUUUUUUUUUUUGCAGGUUAAUCCCAAUGAUUUGAGGCAAGGGUUUUAUUAAACAAUAAACAUACAACUAUAUAACCAGGGAGCUGUAUGCAGGGCUGCAGCUAUCGAAUAUUUCAGUACUUGCGUGUCCUGCUGAAAAUUCCAUAGAAUAAUCACGUAGUCAUAUCAACUACACUUUUACUUUAUUUCACUUAAGAACGAACAACCAAUCAUUUUCCAUUUUAUAUAAUCAUCAGUUGUAAUUUAUUAAAGUAAUUUAUUUAAACUUAGCUUUUCUUGUAUCAAAAACAAAAGGCAUU
Molecule: messenger RNA, 2241 nt
Organism: Hippocampus comes (tiger tail seahorse)
Lineage: Eukaryota; Metazoa; Chordata; Actinopteri; Syngnathiformes; Syngnathidae
Gene: azi2
Product: 5-azacytidine induced 2
Exons: 8
Coding region: 183-1367 (394 amino acids)
Cellular component (GO): cytoplasm
Source: RefSeq, a predicted model, not a curated record